AUGUCGUCUCCAAAUAACAAGUCUCCCGCCAAUGGCGAUGCCGGUGCCGCCGAUGAGAAACCGCGACUCACUGAAGAGGAAAAGAAGCAGAACCAUAUCGCAUCUGAGCAGAAGCGACGCCAAGCGAUUCGUGAAGGCUUCGAUCGCUUAACUGAACUGGUGCCUGGCUUAGAAGGACAGGGGAGAUCCGAGGGCCUGGUUCUGAAGCGGACAGUUGACUAUAUGCGUGAGCAGCUCUCAGAGAGGCAGGCUAUGGUUGAUCGCAUUGAACAGGCUGGCGGUGAUGUCGAUGAGAAACACAAGAGUCGCGAUAGCAACGAGCCGCGCCACAAUGGCAGCGCCGCGCUAUCAGCAUGA
Molecule: messenger RNA, 357 nt
Organism: Fusarium subglutinans
Lineage: Eukaryota; Fungi; Ascomycota; Sordariomycetes; Hypocreales; Nectriaceae
Product: MLX-interacting
Exons: 3
Coding region: 1-357 (118 amino acids)
Biological process (GO): regulation of transcription by RNA polymerase II
Molecular function (GO): RNA polymerase II cis-regulatory region sequence-specific DNA binding; protein dimerization activity; DNA-binding transcription factor activity, RNA polymerase II-specific
Source: RefSeq, a predicted model, not a curated record